Molecule: messenger RNA, 4272 nt
Organism: Cryptosporidium ubiquitum
Lineage: Eukaryota; Apicomplexa; Conoidasida; Eucoccidiorida; Cryptosporidiidae
Exons: 1
Coding region: 1-4272 (1423 amino acids)
Cellular component (GO): membrane
Molecular function (GO): ATP hydrolysis activity; ATP binding; P-type transmembrane transporter activity
Source: RefSeq, a predicted model, not a curated record
AUGGCCGGGAAGAUAUCAUCAUUAAUUAAGAUUUACAAUUCACUUUCAAAAAUGAAUUUUCACAUCCCUGCGAGGCCUGUGAUAAGUAGUGAAUUGGGACUGGUUGCAUUUAUAUCUGUCUUGCUUGCAAUUAUUUUGGCAUACUGUUGGCAUUUAUACAAAAAUGCAAAUACUACUAAACAAGAAUUAUAUGAUGGUCUACAGGUAGGAUAUAAAUUUUCUUACAUUGGCUAUUUUAUCAUGAUACUUAUUAUGGCUUGCUUAUUUUUACCAUUUUUGUUCAUUAUUCUUCAUACAUAUGACACAGCUGGUUGCAAUAGAAGGGAGCUUGCUCCUUAUUGGAAUAAUAGAGCUCUGGUAUUUAUAUCACUUUGGUUGGAGUGUUUCUUUAUAUGCUUCUUUUUAAGGUCAACAAGAUCAUUAUUUGAGCAAUUUUUUUUUGUUUAUUGUGAUUUAAAGGAUGCAGAUCUUGUUUCAAUUUGGCGAAAGAUAAACAAAGAAUCGGAUGUUACAUCUAAAAAGCAGACAAAAUUAAAAAGAGUUCUUUCUAUUUUUUUAGACCCUUUCAAUAAACUCUCAAGAAUUCUUAAUGACGAGAUAUCUGGAUAUAUCCUUUCAACUGUAACAGUUAUCAUUGAUUAUAAUUGUGAAAAUGAUACUUUUUCUAAGCCAUACUUUGAGCUAUUUUGCGUCAGAUACUGGUAUUCGGAGAAUCUCAAGAAGUUCACAUGUGUGGAGGAUCAAGAUUACUCCAAUGGUGAGGUUUCCAACCUCACUGCCUGCUUAGAAAAAGAUGUUUAUAGUAUUUCAAAUGUGUCAAAUUUGGGUCAAUUAAAACCUAAUUUAUCAGAUUUAAAUACAUUAGAGAGGCUGGAGAAUUCUGAAGUCGUACAGAGCGAAGUUAACGAGACUGAAACAAUCAGUCCCAUUAUGGGUUUGAGUAAGGAACUGGCUUAUGAACAGCGUCAGUCUCAUGGCAAAAACACAAUUAACAUUGAGACACCUCCAUUGGCUGAUUACCUUUUUUAUGAGAUAAUAAAUCCUAUCACUGUGUUCCAACUUUUAGUUUUAGCAUCGUACACAUUUCAGGGUUACCUGCUUUUUGCCGUAAAGUGGGUUCCAAUGAUGAUUAUUAGCAUUGUUGCAAAUAUAAGAAUUCACUUUAUUAACAUUGAAAAUGUUAAAAAGCUAACAAAAGUGGCAAGUGACCCUAAUGUUAAGGCUAUAAGGGAUGGUAAGCUAGUUAAUUUAGAUAUUUCAGAAUUAGUACCUGGAGAUAUUAUUCAUGUAUACGAAAAUUCUGCGGUACCAUGCGAUCUUUUACUUUUAACAGGUUCAGCCGUUGUUAAUGAGUCUAUGUUAACUGGGGAGUCCGCUGAGGUUUUGAAAAUGCCUAUUUCCGAAUGUGAAUCUGAAAAAAUAUCCCCCGAGAAUGGGCCGUAUUCAGCAAAAAGGUAUUUCUUGUAUGCAGGUACAUAUGUUACCGCUGUUUAUAAUAAUGUUGGUAAAGGGAUGGCUCUUGGGAGCUCUCUCGGAUCUGUGAAUAUUAAAACUUCAUCAACCAGAUCAACCGAUUCGAUAGUUAAUUUUACAUCUAGUACAGAAUUUUCAGAACUGGCCGGAAUUCAAAGUCUUGCAUUAGAUGAACCGUCUGUUACUACAGCAUUGGUUAUCCGAACCGGUGCUUGCACACUUAGAGGAAAGAUUAUUAGGUCAAUCUUAUAUCCCAGUAAAUAUAGCUUUGAUCUAUAUGAUCAGCUCCCAAUUACCUGGUUAUUUCUCAGUUUUAUUGUUGCUUUCAUGGUUUUCAAACAAGGCAGCUCAUUUAACUGGGGUCUUUUCACAUUUUUCUUCGCACUGGGAUCAAUAAACUCUACUUUUCCUCUUUACCUUGGAAUACUAAACACCUUGUCACAGAAUAUUUCAUCGAGAAGGCUUUUUAGUAAUUUAAAAGUUAAAGCUCUCAUUCCAUCUAGGAUAAUUCUUGCUGGAAAGCUUAGAAUUAUGUGUUUUGACAAAACAGGGACUCUUACUAAUGACCGUCUUGAUUUUGUUGGUAUGUCUCCCAUACAUAUUACAAAUGGUGAUUUAAACUACAUGUCUAUUUCUGAAUCAGAACAAGCAGACUUGAAUAAAAAGAAUUCUCCUGAGAUAAAAAUUCAAUUUUUGGCAAAACAAGGUAUUAAUUAUGUGUUAUCGGACAAAAUUUAUGCAAUAGACGAGAUACGGGAUAAGUUUAAAUUGGCAUUUUUGUCAAUUAGAAGUUGUACAUCGCUAAGCCACUCUCCAAAAAAUUUUGAGAUCCCCAAAGAUAUAGUUACCAAUCCGAGGAAUUAUUAUGAAAAGAUGAAUGGGAACGACACUGAUAAAGCACUUUUUUCGGUUACUAACAGCUUCUUUGAAAAAAGUGGAUCAAAUGAAAAAGUUUACAUUCAAUCCCUUUAUUUAGGAUAUGAAGAUGGUAAGCAGAAGCUGGAUAUUGCAAAUAGCUCGUUGGAGGUACUUAGAAUUUUUCCUUUUGAUUAUAAUAAAAGACUAAUGAGUGUUAUUGUACAUUGCAGGAGUAGUGAUGAGUAUUAUUUAUUUACAAAGGGUGCUCCCGAAUCUAUUCUGAAGAUUUGCAUUGGGUCAGCUGGAUUUGAAUUUAAGCAGAGACUUGAUGAACUUUCUUCGCAAGGUUACUAUAUUAUAAUGUCUUGUUAUAAGAAAAUAGAAAAAGAACUAAUCAAUUUGUAUCUAACAUUGAAUAGAAAUGAUAUAGAAACAGAAUUAUCUCCUCUCGGGCUUUUAAUUUUCGAGAAUCUUGUAAGAAAAGAGGCUCCCAGUGUUUUAAAACAAUUGGUGGAUUCAGAUGUUUUACCUAUUAUGGUUACUGGAGACUCUCCAUUAACAGGAUUGAAUGCUGCUUUGAAACUUGGUAUCAUUGAUGAGACCUAUGGGAAGAUUGCUGUGUCUGAGCUUUUAACGGAUGAAAUAGGCUCAGAAUUUGUACAGUGGAGAUGUAAGGAAUCAAAAGAAUUAAUUCCAGACAGAGAAAUUUAUACUCAGGACAGUAAGUUUGGAAACUUGGUCUUGACUGGUGACUGCUUUAAUGUAUUAUUAAGAGAACAUGAUUCCUCGGUUCCUUUCUUUGACCCUGCUGGUGAAACUGGAAAGACGAGAGACUUGGACAUUGAAGCUGCUAGUGGCUUACUUCAAGUGAGGACUAAGAUUGAUUGCAUAAUAAACCGCGUUGGCGUGUAUGCUAGGAUGUCUCCAAACAAUAAGGUCGAAGUAGUCAGUCUCUUUAUGAAAAGAGGGAUAAUAACCGGUAUGGUGGGUGAUGGUGGAAACGACUGCGGAGCUCUCAGAAUUUCCCAUGUUGGGCUUUCGUUUUCAAAGGGAGAUGCAUCCCUUGUUGCUCCUUUCAAUUCAUCUACCUCAAACUUAAACUCUGUAUUGGAAAUCAUUCGUGAAGGAAGAAGCAGUCUAGCUUCAGCUAUGUCAAUUUUACUAUAUCUAAUUUCUUAUGGUAUAAUGACGUCUAUGAGUGAUACUCUCUUGACGCAUUUUGCAUAUGCAGCAGUUCCUGACAUUUCCAGUUCUUUUGUUGCUUUCUUUGCUCAGACUCUUAUUCUUAUUGGCUUUUUAUUUAGUUCUCCUUCAAAAAGAUUGGCGGCAGCUAGACCUUCGGGAAGCAUUGCAAGUGUACGUUUUGUCCUGGCCCUUCUUACUCCGUUUGCUACUUACAUUAUUGGAUAUUAUAUAAUGUUUUACAGACUCAACUCAAAACCAUGGUUCCAACCUUCCAAAGAUUUUAACAUUCAUUUGCCUGCACAAAAUUGGUUUAUGCGUAUGGACAAUAUUGAGUCAGCCUGCUCUUGGAUCUAUACUGCAGUCCAGAUAAUUGCCACUGCAAUUUGUUAUACUAUGGGGUCCCAGUUCAGAAGCCCUUUUUUCAAGAACCCAUUUAUUUUAAUUCCCAUCAUAAUUAACGCAGUUGUGUUCUCUGUCCUCAUUUUUACCGGACCUAAUAGUUUUUCAUGCAUGUUUAGAGUUAACUGCGACUCAUUUAGUAUUCAGAAUACUGUUAUUCGUAUUUUUGGAGUCAAAAUUAUUAACCCCUCCUCCAGACCUUUCUCAGGACCCAAUGGCUCGAGUAUUAUGCCUUUUAGUUGGAGAAUAGAGUUUGUAAUAAUUUGCAUUCUUACCAUGUUUUCUACAAUUUCACUCUUUUCUGUAAUUACCAAACACAAAGAAGAGCGAAAAACAUCAAUUGAAAGACGAUUCUAA